Drosophila takahashii is the source of this 1185-nucleotide messenger RNA. RefSeq names its product tRNA (guanine(37)-N1)-methyltransferase-like. Gene Ontology annotation, molecular function: tRNA methyltransferase activity. Gene Ontology annotation, biological process: tRNA N1-guanine methylation; mitochondrial tRNA methylation. The record is from RefSeq and is a predicted model, not a curated record. Gene Ontology annotation, cellular component: mitochondrial matrix; cytoplasm. NCBI's taxonomy places the organism in Eukaryota, Metazoa, Arthropoda, Insecta, Diptera, Drosophilidae.
AUGAGACCUGUGAUGGAGCUGCUCAAGAAGUUUCUGCUCAACAUGGAGCGACUGAAUCCUGUCCGAGUUCUCGGCGAGCAACGGGAGGUCCUACUGCAUCCAACGAAGGCUGCCUGUUGGGAUUCCCUGCACGUGGUUAAUCUGAAACAGCAACGGAUCACCCCCAACGACUUCUACUUUGCUGAACUUGAAUUGAGCUAUGAAAACUGGAGUGCCAUCGAGAUCCUGAAGAGCGUGCUGCCGAUGGAGGGCAAGGAUCGCAUCUUCUAUAGGAGAGUCGGGCAAAUUCUGCAUGUACAUCUCAAGGAUCAUCUGCUGCCCUACAAAAACCUCAUUGGCCAGGUGCUCCUGGACAAGAUUCGCGACUGCCGCACGGUUGUCAAUAGGAUAUAUGCCACAGACAAUCAUGAAGGCGAUUUCGAAGUGGAGUUCCUCUGCGGGUCACCAGAAUGUGAAAUAGAAAUCAAACAGUACGGUUUUUCCUUCAAGUUUGACUUCUCCAAGGUGCCAAAGAGUUUCUGUUCCUGGGAAGAGCAUGGAAAUAUUGUCAAGAUGCUAAAAUUAGGAGAUGUUCUUUACGAGGUGUCUGCUGGCAUGGGUCAGUGUAGUGUUCCUGCUGCCAGAAAAGGUUGCCUUGUCCUGUCCAAUGAAUCCAAUCCCGAGAUCUUCCGCUGGCUGCAGCAUAAUGCCAAGAAAAAUAACUGCCCUCCCAGAUUGAGAAUGUUUAACAAGGACGCCAGGCAGUUUAUACUUGAAGAUUUGCGGGAGAAUUUGUUUAAGCUUCUGCUGGCCACAAAUACCACUACAUAUGGAAUCCAUAUAGUAAUGAAUUUACCAGAUAUGGCAGUGGAUUUACUGGAUGCAUUUCGCGGGCUCUACAAAGCUGACGAACUGACUGACUUACCCAAAAACGUAUCCUAUCCCACAGUUCACAUUUACUGCCUUAUCGAAGCAAAUAGGACUCUAGAAAAAGCCAAGCAACUGGUAGAGGAACAUUUCGGAGAAAUUCUAAAUGACUGUCUGCUCCAGAAUGUGAUUUAUAUUGGAAAUAUAUCCCAGUCCCGGGACCUGUACCGAGUUUCCAUUAAGCUUUCCCUUAACUCACUCACCACCAGAGAAAUUGGAGUCCCAAGGAAGCGUUGUGCGGAGGAGGAGCAGGUGGUCGCAAUUAAACGAAUUAUUUGA